AUGCCACAACAUAGUAUCCAAGUAUGCGAGGUGUUCGAUGUGUGGGGAAUUGAUUUCAUGGGACCAUUUCCCAUGUCUAAAGGAAACAAAUACAUACUAGUGGCGGUGGAUUACGUAUCUAAGUGGGCGGAAGCACAAGCAUUACCAACAAAUGACGGACGGGUGGUAGUACGGUUUUUAAAGAAACUGUUUUCACGAUUUGGAGUCCCGAAAGCCCUUAUAAGUGACCGAGGCACACACUUUGCCAAUGAUCAAUUGGAAAAGGCGUUAAGGAAAUAUGGGGUCACCCAUAAGUUUUCCACAUCAUACCAUCCACAAACUAGUGGACAAACCGAAGUGACAAAUCGAGCCUUAAAGCGAAUUUUGGAGAAAUCGGUGGGGAGCAAUCGCAAGGAAUGGUUAGUUUAUGGAAAGCAACGUCAUUUACCGGUGGAGCUAGAACACAAGGCGUUUUGGGCUUUGAAGAGGUGUAAUUUUAACAUGGAGGAAUUAAAUAGCAACCGGUUAAUGCAAAUGAAUGCUCUUGAAGAACUAAGGAAUGAUGCAUACUCCAGUUCAUGGCUAUAUAAAGAGAAGACCAAGAUGUGGCAUGAGAAGAGGAUCAAAGAUAAACAAAUUCAUGAAGGCCAAAAAGUGUUGCUCUUCAACUCAAGACUAAAGCUUUUCUCGGGAAAACUCAAGUCAAGGUGGGAUGGGCCUUUUGUAGUGAAGACGGUGUUUCCACAUGGUGCUAUAGAGCUAUUAUCAAGAGAUGGCACACCUUUCAAGGUCAAUGGUCAUAAGGUUAAAAAAUAUGAAGAAGGAGUCCCCCGGAAUGAAGGAAUGGAAGAGCUGUUGUUGCUGGAAAAGAUUGCAGCCAUGUAG
Lactuca sativa (garden lettuce) is the source of this 864-nucleotide messenger RNA. The record is from RefSeq and is a predicted model, not a curated record. Lineage: Eukaryota; Viridiplantae; Streptophyta; Magnoliopsida; Asterales; Asteraceae.